UUGAGGAGCCCAGGAAAGGAGGUUCGGCUCGUGCCUCCGGGUCAAGGGGAGGCUGCCGGCACCGGGCUGCGGCAUUCGUUUAGCGGGUCAUGUCGGCCGCGCAGGGCUGGGACCGGAACCGCCGGCGGGGAGGCGGCGCGGCCGCUGGUGGUGGUGCUGGCGGAGGAGGUAGUGGGGCCGGCGGGGGCAGCGGGGGUCGGGGCACUGGCCAGCUCAACCGCUUCGUGCAACUCUCCGGGCGGCCUCAUCUGCCAGGUAAGAAGAAAAUACGAUGGGACCCAGUUAGGAGGCGCUUCAUUCAGUCCUGUCCCAUCAUAAGGAUCCCUAACAGGUUUUUGAGAGGCCACAGACCCCCCCCAGCACGCAGUGGACAUCGUUGUGUGGCGGAUAAUACCAAUCUCUAUGUGUUUGGGGGUUAUAACCCAGACUAUGAUGAAUCAGGAGGGCCAGAUAAUGAAGAUUAUCCUCUCUUCAGAGAGCUUUGGAGGUAUCAUUUCGCAACAGGCGUAUGGCAUCAGAUGGGCACAGAUGGUUACAUGCCCCGGGAAUUAGCAUCUAUGUCACUCGUGCUGCAUGGAAACAACCUGCUAGUGUUUGGAGGUACAGGCAUCCCAUUUGGUGAGAGCAACGGCAAUGAUGUCCAUGUCUGUAAUGUGAAGUAUAAGAGAUGGGCUUUACUCAGCUGUCGGGGAAAGAAACCCAGUCGUAUAUAUGGACAGGCCAUGGCCAUCAUCAAUGGUUCUCUUUAUGUCUUUGGGGGGACAACCGGCUACAUUUACAGCACAGACCUGCACAAGUUAGAUCUCAAUACCAGAGAGUGGACGCAGCUGAAACCAAACAACCUGUCCUGUGACCUGCCGGAGGAGAGAUAUAGACAUGAAAUUGCUCAUGAUGGGCAGAGAAUUUACAUCUUGGGAGGUGGUACUUCCUGGACAGCUUAUUCCUUAAACAAGAUCCACGCGUACAAUCUUGAAACAAAUGCAUGGGAGGAAAUUGCAACAAAACCUCAUGAAAAAAUAGGUUUUCCUGCAGCCCGAAGAUGUCACAGCUGUGUUCAAAUAAAAAAUGAUGUAUUUAUUUGCGGUGGCUAUAAUGGAGAGGUGAUCCUGGGAGAUAUCUGGAAGUUGAACCUGCAGACUUUUCAGUGGGUGAAACUCCCUGCGACUAUGCCAGAACCAGUUUAUUUUCACUGUGCAGCUGUCACACCAGCUGGUUGCAUGUACAUUCAUGGAGGAGUGGUAAACAUCCACGAAAACAAACGGACUGGGUCACUGUUUAAGAUCUGGCUGGUGGUACCUAGCCUGCUGGAACUGGCGUGGGAGAAGCUGCUCGCGGCCUUCCCCAAUCUAGCCAACCUCUCCCGAACACAGCUUCUGCACCUUGGACUAACACAGGGACUCAUCGAGCGCUUGAAAUGAGGAUUUCUGGACUGUUCAUUGAUACUGGAAAUGUUAAUUUAAAGAGACUCCUUUAUUUAUGGGCAGUGUAGAAUGUGCUACAAAGAGGAUUGGUUACCCUGAUCAAGGCCUUAUUCAGAAAAUACAUCAGAUGCCUUUCUGUAAAUUGGUUUUUAAGUUUAUGGACAUCUCACUUUCCAUGUGCUUUCUUUGUUUCUCUCCCUCCUGCCCUUUCACAGCCCCACACUCAUAUAUUCCCUCUUGAUGGAGUUGAGGGAAUGAAUGCCUGAAAGUACCUUAAUGUUAGAAAUCAAGAUAAGCUAAGGACAUUUUUAAAAAAAGAAUUUUGACCAUUUUGACCAUAUAAACACUACAAACAAAAGCAUCAUAAUUAACAAAAACCAACAUAAAACUUAAAAAUCCAGCAACGACAAGCAGUCUGGGGGAUAGAAUGAGAAGAUAGCCUUGAGAAUCUUGUGCAUAUGGAAGUUGGUGUUUCCAAGCUAUGCUGAGUAGCCGGAGGAAAUAGCAGCUGUGAUUGAAUCUCAGUACAUCGUCCCUAGCCCUGUCCUCUGGCUUUGAAGGAAAGUUAGUCAGUUCAGCAACUCUUGAUUAGUGAUUUUUUUUCCCCCCUCAACCUUGUGGUGCCAGCCGUGGUUGAGUUGGUGUAUCAAGAUUUCAUGUAUGUCAUGGUCGCCCUCUUUGUUAUUGCUCUUUGAAAUUAUGGCACCAAGUGUUUCAUAAUGAGAAACUUAACGGUUGUCAAAGUUCUUGUUUCUGGGAAGAUUCUCCUCUACUUACUAAUGGUUUGUAAUAACUCUCUGAUUUGACUUUUGCUUGGAGUGAGGGGCUUUGACUGUCUAGCCAGCCAUUUCCUUUUCUGAACUUGUUCUUUUUAAAUCUCUGGACCAUGUUCCUGCCAUUUUCUUAGGCAAUUGGAUCUUGAUUCCCUCCUUAACUUGUUGCUGCGUUUUCUAUCUGCUUAAAUGCACAUGGUGCUGUAAUUGUUUAGUAAUUGGGUAAGAGGUCUUGAGGGAAGAUCACAGGGCAUCAUCCUUCCUGAAGAACCCAGUGUAUCGCUGGAAAACUAGUAGGAGGGAGGAGUGAAACUGAGGAUCAUUUGCUUUUUUUGUGGGAGAUUUUUGUUCUCUUUGUUUUGUUUUGUUAAUUCUAAGAUGAAAAAUUACCUGUUUUCACUUGCUUUGCCAUCAGGCUGCUAGAGGAGUUGCGGGAGUCACUUGUGUGAGGCAUCCAAGCGGGCACAGGGCUGACCCUCCUGUGGUCCUCACACAACAGGAGAUGUAUACAGAUUUGGGACACAUUUUUUCUUUAAGUGCCUCCUUUUCACCUAGCUUUUAAAGUUUUUCUUUUUGCCCUGAAGGGGUCUCUAACUUGCGUGGAUUGAAAGUCACCCUUUCAGUUAUGGCUAACAAGUUACCAUCUGCUGUUCAGUUCCAGGGAGGAGCAGUCGUGGCCCCUCAGCUCGGACUCCUGGCUUUUCUAGGCCUUAUUAUACUAUGUCUGCAUUGGGUUAAGUUUCUGUCUGACGCGCUUACCUGCGAGUUUGAGCACUUCUGAGGCAUGAAGAAAAGGAGCUGCUCUUCUAGCAGGUCCUGCCCCUCAAAUCUUGCCAUUCCCACCCUGAGUGCAUUUAACCUCUUACCACCCCUUGCCAGGCUUGCUCCUCAAAGGAGCCCUCUCCAGAGAAGGUCAGUCUGAACAGCUCCCUGGGUGUCCGACAGCUUUGCUCUGAGACUCCAGCCCCAGCCAGGUCUCUGGACAUGUGCUCGAAACUAAACAAGCCAUGCUUUUAGGGUGGCAAAAGGAUUUUUGUCGUUGACUUAUAUAGGGACCAAAGACUGAAUGCUCAGUCUCUAAGCUUUAACUUCUGUGAUCCUUGGAAUAUAAGCAUGUCUCUGGUUCCAUUACACCAGAAAUCUGAAGAGAGGAGAUUUGAUUCAAUCCACACUUGCUGGGCAUCCCUUUUAAGCCUUCUGAGGGCAGUCUUCUUUGAGGUAGAUGUCGGAGGCCUGAUAUCAAAGUCCUUAUGUGUCUUAAAAGUACGUAUCUUGGGUCUUGUGUCUUUUUUUUUUUUUUUUAAUAUGAUUCUAGUAACAGUAAUGUAGUAGGACGAGCUCUGAGUGCCGUAGAGCCAUUCAUAUGCACAUGUUCUGAAUGCCAAAUGAGACUGCGUGCAUGAAGAUGUACAUGAGGGUGACUGGGUCGUGUUUAAAGGUCACCAGGCAUUUCAGUUUAUCUGUCACCAGCACUUUCACCUGAUGUGGGAAAAGCAAUGCCUGAUGCUCCUCUGCCUCGAUGAGGUACUCCCAGCCAUCUUCUUACAGUCUUGGAAAUUGAAGUGCAAUAUUUAGAAACAUAUGGAUAUAUACAGAUUAUGUAGAGGGUAUGACUAUAAAGCAGUUACACUACUUUUGGUGUCUGUCUUGGAGAAGUCAGUCCAUUGCUUUAGAGUAAAAUUCUGCCAAGAAUUUUCAAUGUGAUCAUAAGCCAACUCUUGGUAAAGCUGGAUUUUCAAGUCCAUGUUUUUUUCCCAGUCCUGUUUGUACUAGCUCCUGUCUGCAUGUCUUUCCCACAAACAAGGAGGUCCACCUGGAAACUAUUUCCUUAGUGGAGAAUUAAAACUUAAUAUUUAGUAAUAACAGUUCUAUGUAUACACUAGUUUAUCUGGGAAUGUAAUACCUUAUUAAGUGAUGAAAAUGAUGCUUUCCUCACUUAAUAAGGUAUUUCCCACAUCCAGAAAAAACUGCAAACAAGUAUAGAAUAGAGUGGAUUUUUAUCUUUUUCAGGGGCCAAAUGAAACCCUUUCCACUAGCAGAAAUCUUCUGUCUUUAAGGCCCAGAUAACUUGAUGUAAAGAUUUGCUCUAUGUCAUUCAUGUCCAUUACAUAGCAAGGUUUAAAACAAUACAAUAAUAAACCUAUUAAUAUUUAUAGGUAAAAGGUGUGUUGACAGUGACCUUUGGCCACUCACAGUAGCAAGAGUAAAGCACAGAUAAUUGAAAUUCAGUGUUUCAACCUUUCUAUCGUUCAUUUACAUUUCUUUUCUCUAUCUGUCCUUUUCAAGGGCUGGGUAGUUAGACAAGGAAAAGAAGCAUGCGGAGGUGCUAAUGCCUGGCCACCACAUCAGUGGCCUGGUCAGCUGCAGUGGUCAUCUGACACAUGUUGGACACUGAAAUGAACAAGCACAGCUAGUAACCCUUGAGCAUGGCCUCCUGGCCUGAGCUCUCUCUCGGCUGUCUCCUGAGCCCCCAGAAACGCCGCGCACGGUGCUGCCCCGAGACACGUAGACACACACAGGAAACCGCGUUCUCGGAGCGCAGUUCUUUGGCUCCUCACGGACCCUCUGCUUUCCAUCUCUUCUUCUCCAGCCCCCUCACCUGGCAUGUAGGACAGCUGGGCUAUCCUCUCCAAUUAUGUUGGUCUUUUUCUCCCAUAAAGUUAGUUUGUUUCUGUGUGGUCUCAUAGGUUACUAAAUUGUCUACCUGUCAGCAUUCUGAUGUAGCACAAAAGCCAUUUUUCUUUCUUUUUUGGCAUUGAGCUCCAGGGUAGAUGAGGGUUUAUGGUCUUAUGACCAUAAGUUCCAAGAAUGGUCAACAGGGAUGUAAAUUGCUUUGGUUCCCCAAGUACCUUGGAAUUCUGGAAGCAUUGGCAGGGCCUGAGGGAGCAUUCUGGAACCUCCACAUGGCACCACCAGGUCUUGCCCAGCAAUGAAGUUUGCUGUCUAAGGUCGUGAUAUUUGGCAAAAAGGAGAAAAAAAAGAAAAAAAGAAAAAAGAAAAAAAAAAAAAAAAGACCUCUUCCCUUGUCUGGUGUCAUAAACAGAAGUUCCAAAUUGUGCUUCAAAAGUGGCGCCGUCUUUUUGAUGUAAUUGUUAUGUUGUUAAUUUUUCAAAACUUUUGAGAAGUUUUUCAGAGGCCCUACAUAGUCUGUACAGGGUGAGUCAGAGGCAGUUUUCAGAGAAAAGGCCAGUGUCACCAAGCAUUAGUAGUUGCUAUCUACCCAGCUACACAUCAAGAAUAUGAAGAAACAGUCUCUGCGAAGCCACUUCCUUGUGGAGUCCGCACUGGGAGAGUGCAGGCAUCUCCCUGUAGGGCUCCUACCAGGAAGGAGUCACCCAGAGAAGCAGCACUGGAGGGAGCCUCGCUCUGGAACACUGUUCUGCUCUGCGGGGUGGGCCUAGGCUUUGCUCUGCCUGCAGGGUAUGCUGAGGCCACACACAAUGCUUGCCUUACUUUAAAGCUAUUUGCCACAGUCCUGUUAAAUAGUGUGGAAGUCCUUUUGCAGUCUGGUGUGCAUGCCAUAUGAUCAGGACAGCUUUUCCACCCCCCACCCCCCACCCCCAGGUUUCCUACAAAGCAAGUAGGAAAUAGUGAAUUUACCCUGAAAUGUCCAAUCUGUAUUUAUGUACCUUGUCAGUGUUUUGCUGUUGGUUUUCUAAAAUAAUAUGAUCAAUAAAUCUUAUCUACUUGGUUCAAGCUAC
This is a messenger RNA of Jaculus jaculus (lesser Egyptian jerboa), 5895 nucleotides long. It is a transcript of the gene Klhdc10, whose product is annotated as kelch domain containing 10. The record is from RefSeq and is a predicted model, not a curated record. Gene Ontology annotation, biological process: positive regulation of stress-activated MAPK cascade. NCBI's taxonomy places the organism in Eukaryota, Metazoa, Chordata, Mammalia, Rodentia, Dipodidae. The coding region runs from base 90 to 1418 and encodes 442 amino acids. Gene Ontology annotation, molecular function: protein binding. The transcript has 10 exons.